Anoplopoma fimbria (sablefish) is the source of this 916-nucleotide messenger RNA. Its product is annotated as Alpha-aspartyl dipeptidase-like. Gene Ontology annotation, biological process: proteolysis. Bases 98 to 847 code for a protein of 249 amino acids. The transcript is spliced from 8 exons. Gene Ontology annotation, molecular function: serine-type peptidase activity. The record is from RefSeq and is a predicted model, not a curated record. NCBI's taxonomy places the organism in Eukaryota, Metazoa, Chordata, Actinopteri, Perciformes, Anoplopomatidae.
GUCAGCGGGGUCGCGGCUGGACUGUGACCCCUGACCUCUGGACUCCUCUCCCGCAGAGCUCCGGCGUGUCGGUCCUGAGGUGCAGUUCUCUGCAGACAUGGAGAGGAGACUGCUGCUGGUGUCCAGCUCCACGCUGCACGGCGGCGGAUACCUGCAGCACUGCCAGCAGCACGUCGCCCGGUUCUUCGGGAGAGACGUAAACAGAGUUCUGUUUGUUCCGUACGCUCUCCACGACAGAGACGCCUACACCAGGACGGCCAGAGACAAGUUCAGGACUCUGGGUUAUGAGCUGGACUCCAUCCACGAGGCGGCCGACCCUGUCGACGCCGUGCGGAAGGCCCAGGGCAUUUUUAUAGGAGGAGGAAACACUUUCCGGCUGCUGAAGAGUCUCUAUGACAACGAGGUGGUGACGGAGAUCAGGAGGAGGGUGCUGGAGGACGGCGUCCCCUACAUGGGCUCCAGCGCCGGCACCAACGUGGCCACCGUCAGCAUCAGCACCACCAACGACAUGCCCAUCGUCUGCCCGCCGACCUUCAGUGCCAUCGGCCUCGUGCCCUUCAACAUCAACCCGCACUACCUGGACCCGGACCCACAGAGCCGCCACAUGGGGGAGACCAGAGAGCAGAGGAUCACCCAGUACCAUGAAGAACCUGAUACUCCAAGUGUUCUGGGUCUGAGGGAGGGGUCCCUGCUGCUGGUGGAGGGAAACAAAGCCACUCUACUGGGAACCACUAAGGCCAGACUCUUCACCAGGGGAAAGCCCUCGGUGGAGUACGACCCAGGAAGUGACCUCAGCUACCUGCUGACCAAUCAGAGCGACUCAGGAGAUGAAGGUCUCAGGCUUUAAGGAUGUUCUGGAUGACAGAACUCAGAAUGUUGUUCUGUUCAAAACUGAUUAAAUAUUUUAAAUAAGAAA